UGCUGCCCUGCCCGGCCCUGCAAAUAUAAACACCGCUCUUCAUGUGAUGUGUGAAAAGCGGGUUCUGGCUUAAUCGUCUACUGAUAAUCAGGAGGAGGAAAUCAAAACCCUCGGAAGGAGAAGAAGAAGAAGAAGCAAGAGAUAUGGGGAAGCAGCCUGUGAGAAUGAAAGCGGUGGUGUACGCUCUUUCACCAUUUCAACAGAAGGUUAUGACUGGUCUCUGGAAAGAUCUGCCCUCCAAGAUCCACCACAAGGUCUCCGAGAACUGGAUCAGCGCCACCUUACUUCUCACCCCUCUCGUCGGCACCUAUACUUAUGUGCAGAACUUCAAAGAAAAGGAGAAGUUGGAGCAUAGGUACUGAGGUCAUGCAUGUGAUCAAAGGACUGUUUACCUUUUUUUUGUGGGAAACUUGAUAAUUUUCUUGUUUCACUAAAAAAAUAAAGCUCAAUGCUUGGAUUUUAGCUGCAGUUGCAGUUAUCAAUUUUUAGCAAGCUUUUGUUAUGAAUAUUUCUAUUUGUAGCCAAGGUUUAAUCUAUACUUGUCCUUGAAAUGCUUUCUGAAUUGCUAAAUAUUGAACAAAUUUGGUGUUGAA
Molecule: messenger RNA, 593 nt
Organism: Manihot esculenta (cassava)
Lineage: Eukaryota; Viridiplantae; Streptophyta; Magnoliopsida; Malpighiales; Euphorbiaceae
Product: cytochrome b-c1 complex subunit 8
Exons: 2
Coding region: 144-362 (72 amino acids)
Biological process (GO): mitochondrial electron transport, ubiquinol to cytochrome c
Source: RefSeq, a predicted model, not a curated record